UCUACCUCAUCAUCUUCAAGUUCUAAUAUAUCGGAAAUAUAUUUACUAUAGCACUGGAAUGCCUCCCUCGAAGAAACGAAAAAGUUCUGAUUCUGCGCCUGGUCCCACAACAGUGGCAUUAGGGCCAACUCCAAGUGACCUACUCACACAGAUGCUCAAAUUAACUUCUCCAGAGGCCCUUGUGAAAGUCCUUGAGAGAACUCUUUACCCUACUCUGGACACAUUACCCGCUAAACCUCGUUCAGACAUUGUCGAGGUACUCCAAAAGGCAUUAAAAGACACCGAACGCGUCCACGAACUUCGAACCACCAUUGAAUACGAAACACGUCGGAAGAGUCUUGAAUCUCAGAUCAAAAAUCUUGAGAAGGACGCCAAACGGAAUUGGAAGCACGGAUAUGAAGAACAAGGUGAAAUGAUGUCGGAAAUUGCGACUGAAGUCCUUGAAUGGCUCCCGGAUUUGUGGAGAAUUGGCGUAGAAGAAGGCAUUGAAAUCCAAGCUAUUCAGAGGUGUUUGUCCCUAUGCACGACCAUCAUUCGACGGAUUGAAAAUUGUGGUUCUCGUGCAGAGUUUAGCGACAUGGACUUUGAAUUGACCAUCGAAGACUCAGAUGGUCAAACCAUUUACAAACACAGAUAUCAGCCUGUCAGUGACACCGUUGCAUGGAUGUGGCGCGAACUCUGGAUAUCCGCUUCUGCUUCCCAAUCUCCAUUCGAGGCGGGCAUCCUUGAUGACGUCGAAAGUCUGAAUCUCAAAGACUCUGUGUUGGGACUUAUUCGAACAGGUAAUCUCGUUGAGCAGGAAGAAGGCGACGAGGAUGACGACGAAUAUCAAGAUGCUCAUUGGACUCCCUCCAUGCGUGCUGCCGCUUCUAGGGUCCUAGAUGCCCGUCACGCAGCUCGUCUCGUUGAAUUCAAUACCAAUCUCUCGACAGCUGUGUACAAUACCCUUCUUCAAGAAUCACCGAAAAUCAAACCAAUGUUACUAGAUACCCUGCGCAAACACGUUUUUGGUGCUCAAACUACAAAUUUCUCCUCUAACGUGUAUAGAUCUGCCGCUGAAAUCUUCGCGAAAGAUUCUCCCGACGACCUCCCCAAACUUCACGAUGCCCUUCCAUCUUGGGAAAAAUCCUCUGAUAUCAUGCAGCUAUUUGUCAAGCACUUCUCAACCCAGGAGUCUUCUACGCUUCGUGAAAAGGGAUUGCAAAUUAUUGAACAAGGCUUUUGUGACGCAAGGAGUAGCGUUAUGAGCGAGAUUGAGGACACAUUCCCCGGAUUUGACGAAGCCUAUGAUUGGCUCGAGGAACGAGUUUCUGAAGGAAAAAUUUCUAAAAAAGAACCUCAGCAGAGAUUCGGACCUGAAGCUCGGAAACGAGACGCCUUCAUUGACAAAUUCGAGGAUAUCGCUAUCAGAAAUCGCUAUGGUGAUUCAUACCGCGAAGAAUUUGGAUACUGGGAUGACCGGGAUGUCGGUGUGGACAGCGACGAUAGUGACUAUGAAGAGCAGAUGGAUAUUCGUCAACCUGAUAUGUCGCGCCCAUUCUUGAUUUGGGCUACCGCACUCUGUGAAUGGCCUGAUAAGGAGGAAGCACAGAAGCUCUGGGAAAAAAUGAACUCUUCGGGUGAUGAUGAUAAUUUGCUCUUCAGUGUAGAAGGAGUUGCUGAUUCGCUAGCUGGGAAGUAAGUCGACAUCUUGACUUUGAUCGCUUCGACAUAAUCUUCACAUAUUUGUAACAGAUGCGACUAUGACUAUAAUCAUAACGGUGCAAAGCAAUAUGUUUCGGAUGGGAUCAAGGCCAUGUACAAUGUGUUGCGUUGUCCAGAUCUGAAGGCUUUUUGAGCAUGGCUACACCAAGUCAAAAAAAGUAUCA
Lentinula edodes (shiitake mushroom) is the source of this 1868-nucleotide messenger RNA. RefSeq lists its product as uncharacterized. Lineage: Eukaryota; Fungi; Basidiomycota; Agaricomycetes; Agaricales; Omphalotaceae. The record is from RefSeq and is a predicted model, not a curated record. The transcript has 5 exons. Bases 59 to 1681 code for a protein of 540 amino acids.